GACUGGGUGAGUAGGGGCCAGGCCCAGGGAGGCUGGGAGGUUGGCAGGAAGGGGACUGGUGGGCUCCAGAAGCUAAUGCCCGCUGGCUGGGCAGUGAAGCCUGGUAUGAGGGGAACUUCAGUGCUAUGCUUCGGUGUGUGGACCUGUCACGAGGCCUGCUGGAGACCCCUGGCCCGACUGGGAACAUCCUUAUGCAGCUGAAGGUGACGGCGCUGACCAGUGUUCGGCUCUGUAAGGAGCUAACCUCAUGGAUCAGAAAACCAGGGGCUUCCUUGGAGCUGAGCCCCGAGAGGCUGGCUGAAGCCAUGGACUCUGGGCGGGAUCUCCAGGUCUCCCACCUCAAUGCCGAGCAAAACCAGCAUCUCCGGGCCUCUCUGAGCCGCUUGCACCGGGUAGUCAAGCAUGCCCGAGCCCAGCAUGUGAGGCUCCUGGUGGACGCUGAGUACACCUUCCUGAACCCGGCUCUCUCUCUGCUGGUGGAUGCCCUGGCCAUGCGCUGGAACGGCCCCGGGGAAGGCGGGCCCUGGGUGUGGAACACUUACCAGGCCUAUCUGAAGGACACACACGAGCGGCUGAGGCGGGCCGCGGAGGCCGCUGACAGGGCUGGCCUGGCCUUCGGAGUCAAGUUGGUACGAGGGGCAUAUCUAGACAAGGAGAGAGAGGUGGCUCGGCACCAUGGGACAGAAGACCCCACUCAGCCGGACUAUGAGGCUACCAGUCAGAGUUACAGCCGCUGUCUGGAGCUGAUGUUGACCCAGGUGUCCCACCGUGGCCCCAUGUGCCAUCUCAUGGUGGCUUCCCACAAUGAGGAAUCUGUUCACCAGGCAACCAAGCGCAUGUGGGAGCUGGGCAUUCCUCUGGACGGACCUGUCUGUUUUGGACAACUUCUAGGGAUGUGCGACCACGUCUCCUUGGCACUGGGGCAGGCUGGCUAUGCUGUGUAUAAGUCCAUCCCUUAUGGUUCCCUGGAGGAGGUGAUCCCCUACCUGAUCCGGAGGGCCCAGGAGAACCGGAGCGUGCUGCAGGGUGCCCGCAGGGAACAGAAGCUGCUCAGCCAAGAACUUCGACGGAGAGUGCUGGGCGGGGCCUGAGGGUACCCCAUUAGCAUCCCCAGGGGUCAUGUGGUUAAUAAAGAUCCUGAGCUAUGGCCCAGGCUGCUGUCCUGCACUGAAGCUCCUCCUUGGGGAAGGGCUAGUCUCCACCUCAGCGAGCCCAAGCUAGAGGCUCUGCAGCUCAAGAGAGACCACUAGCUGAUCCUAGAGCAUGGCAAGGGCAUUGAUCAAAGACUAAUGAUGCCUCCCCUUAACCCUGAGGCAGACUGUCCUGCAAUGGGCCUGGGAUCAGCUCUACUCAGCCAGUCAAUGACUCAUGUGGGAGCUUUCUUCACUCCAGGGGAUGCCCAGAUGAACAGCAGACACUGAGGCACUGAAACCAAGAGGCUGGGAGGGACAGAGGGAAGAGGCAAAUCACUUUUUCAUUUAAUAAGCAUUUACUGAGGCUCCUUCUGGGCUCCUCUGAGAUGAACAAUGCUGGGGACUCAACAGUGACAAAGACAACUGCAGGCCCUGCCUCACAGGGCUUAGUCCAGUAGGGGUAGACAGACCUAUCUUCAGACAGUGACAGCCUGGUGGAUCAAGGCAAGACACCUGGUGAUCAAGAGGGCUUUCCAGGGAAUUCAUAAGGAUAACCAAAGGAAUACUGAGAAGAGCAUUCAAAGGCAAGGGCGUGCGCAUAGACAGAAAAGUUUGCAACAGACUAGGGAGUGGGAAGACAGGGAUGAAGGGUAGGCAGGCCAGACAAUGCCAUCUUUGAUGCCAGAUUUAAGGGCCUGGACUCUGUCCCAAGGGCCCUGGGGAGCCAGGAGAGUUUCAAGCAAGGGAGGAACAGAGUCAGGUUUGGCUUUAGUAAAGACUCCCCUGGCUACCAUGCAGUGAGUGUACCAGAGUGGGGAGACAGGCUGGGAGCCCAAGGGAAGAUGAAGUAAGAAAUCCCUGCAGGUAGCUGGAGCAUGGCAGGGC
Mirounga angustirostris (Northern elephant seal) is the source of this 2018-nucleotide messenger RNA. RefSeq names its product proline dehydrogenase 2 (gene PRODH2). Gene Ontology annotation, molecular function: FAD binding; proline dehydrogenase activity. The record is from RefSeq and is a predicted model, not a curated record. The coding region runs from base 126 to 1091 and encodes 321 amino acids. NCBI's taxonomy places the organism in Eukaryota, Metazoa, Chordata, Mammalia, Carnivora, Phocidae. The transcript is spliced from 8 exons. Gene Ontology annotation, cellular component: mitochondrion.